AUGCCUUCCACUGAAGAGAUCGAGUACUUCCCGACGCCUGCCAUUACGACAGACCACCACUACACGCUGCCGAGCCCUUCUAUCCAGAUUCUGAGAGCGGGAGUCGUACAAGUACAAGAUCACCGCCCACUGCUCUCCGAUAUAGUUUUGGAGAAGCAUACCGCGAUUCCGACACGGGACGGCAGUAUUCUCUAUGCGGAUAUAUACCGACCUUCAAAAGCGCCAUUAGGCACUGUGCCAGCUAUCAUUGCCGCUGGUCCAUUUGGCAAAGACGGGGGUCCUAAUAAGUGGCAUUUCAAUCAAUGGCCCUGGCGUUUUGGAUGUCCUAGAAUCGCUACAUCAGGGCUUGAGAAGUUCGAAGGACCCGAUCCUGGCUACUGGUGCUAUCAUGGCUACGCAAUUGUUCAUACCGACUGCCGCGGGGUUUGGGAGUCUCAAGGUGAGAUGACUUUGAUGCCGUCGAAGCUUGAGGGUCAAGAUAACUACGACAUCAUCGAGUUCAUUGCAGCUCAGGAGUGGUGCAAUGGAAAGGUUUCCAUGGCGGGAAAUAGCUAUCUUUCGAUGACACAGUAUUGGACCGGUGCCGAGAAUCCACCUCAUCUUGCCUGCCUGGCGCCAUGGGAAGGCAUAUCCGAUUUAUACGAAGAUCAGGUUCGGCGAGGAGGCAUACCCAAUCCUGGUUUUAUCGAUGGCAUGUUCCGUGGAGAUGUAGCAUCAGCCACUGGAAGUAAGUCGAUUGACUUCAAUGCUAUGUGCUACAAAUAUCCACACAGAAACUCCUUCUGGAAUGGGUUCAGAGCAGAGGUCGAAAAGAUCAAAUGCCCAAUCUACAUGGUGGCCAGUUGGACAAAUGCGCUGCAUACCAAUGGGACUCUCAAUGCGUGGCAAAGACUUGGCAGCCAGGAAAAGUGGCUGAGAGUCCAUAACUCACAUGAGUGGCCAGACUUCUAUGAUGAGCAGAAUGUUUUGGACCUGCGACGCUUUUUUGAUUACUACAUGAAGGGAGUGAACAAUGACUGGAAAUAUACCCCACCGGUGCGAUUGAGUAUUCUGAAUCCUGGCGCAAAAGAUAUCGUGAACCGACCAGAAAGUUCGUUCCCUCUGGAGCGUCAAAGUCCAUUGAAGCUCUAUCUGGAUUCCACAUCCCUGAAAAUGCAACACAAUCUGCCGGCUCGACCGGGCAACACAGCCUACGAUGCUUGUACCGGGCAGGUACAAUUCAAAAUGCCAAUCACUUCGACCAUGGAAUUUACUGGAUAUAUCAAACUUCGGCUAUGGAUGGAAGCACGUGGCUCGGAUGACAUGGACGUAUUCACUACGCUAUCCAAAUAUGAUCCCAAAACAAACCAGGUGCUAGAAAGUACCUUGAUAGAUGUUGGGCGGCAUCUCGAGAACCCGGAGAAAGAACGAGAGGAUCUUCUUCGUCGCCAUCUGGCAGAUAAUAAGGACUGCGAGAAUUAUUUUGAUUCUGGCCCGAUGGGCUGUAUUCGAGCUAGCCAUCGGGAACUCGAUGAAGCCCAAACCACGAUGUUCCAGCCGGUUUACCUCCAUCAAAGAGAGCAACUGCUGCAGCCUGGCGAAAUUGUACCACUUGAUAUUGCUAUUUGGCCCUACGGCAUGAUCUGCAAUCCAGGUGAAGAGCUCCGAGUGACGAUCUCUGGGGCGAAUCCUAAGGAGCAUCUCCGCCCUACCGAUGUUCGGCCUCAGUUACGCAACCAAGGGAUGCAUGUUAUUCACACUAGCGGGGAACGGGAUUCGUACCUUCUGCUACCCUUGAUCCCAGUGGCGAAGUAG
This is a messenger RNA of Penicillium odoratum, 1794 nucleotides long. Its product is annotated as hydrolase CocE/NonD family protein. The transcript is spliced from 4 exons. Gene Ontology annotation, molecular function: dipeptidyl-peptidase activity. Lineage: Eukaryota; Fungi; Ascomycota; Eurotiomycetes; Eurotiales; Aspergillaceae. The record is from RefSeq and is a predicted model, not a curated record. Bases 1 to 1794 code for a protein of 597 amino acids.